GCGAGGUGCCAUAUCCAUUUUUGAUGACUGACAUUAGGGAGCGUCUUAAAAUAGGCAGCCAGAGGGGCAGGAAGAGCACUCAGCCGGAGCCGUCGAGCUAGACACACACACACACACACACACACACGCUCAGUGUCUGCAGCCAGGAUGUCCAUCGUCAAGAUCCACGCUCGUGAGAUCCUCGACUCCAGAGGAAACCCUACAGUGGAGGUCGACCUUUACACGGAGAAAGGUCGGUUCAGGGCUGCGGUCCCCAGCGGAGCCUCCACAGGUGUUCAUGAGGCUCUGGAGCUGAGAGACGGAGAUAAAACUCGCUACCUGGGCAAAGGUGUGGCUAAAGCUGUUGAUCAUGUGAACAAGGACAUCGCUCCCAAGCUGCUGGAGAAAAAGCUGAGUGUUGUUGACCAGGAGAAGAUCGAUCAGUUCAUGCUUGAACUCGAUGGCACUGAGAACAAAUCUAAAUUCGGUGCUAACGCUAUCCUGGGUGUGUCUCUGGCGGUGUGUAAGGCUGGUGCGGCGGAGAAAGGUGUUCCUCUGUUCCGCCACAUCGCCGACCUCGCCGGCCACGCUGAUGUCAUUCUGCCCGUUCCUGCGUUCAACGUGAUUAACGGUGGCUCUCACGCCGGGAAUAAACUGGCCAUGCAGGAGUUUAUGAUUCUUCCCGUCGGGGCGGCGAACUUCCGCGAGGCCAUGCGCAUCGGUGCUGAGGUUUAUCACAACCUGAAGAGCGUCAUCAAGGGCAAGUACGGAAAAGAUGCCACCAACGUAGGGGACGAGGGCGGAUUCGCCCCCAACAUCCUGGAGAACAACGAGGCUCUGGAGCUGCUGAAGUCAGCCAUUGAGAAAGCCGGCUACACCGAUAAGAUCAUCGUCGGCAUGGACGUGGCCGCGUCCGAGUUCUACAGGAGCGGAAAAUACGACCUGGACUUCAAAUCCCCCGACGAUCCCAAACGCCACAUCACCGGAGACCAGCUCGGAGAUCUGUACAAGAGCUUCAUCAAGAAUUACCCAGUCCAGUCCAUCGAGGACCCCUUCGACCAGGACGACUGGGAAAACUGGACGAAGUUCACCGGCUCUGUGGACAUCCAGAUCGUAGGAGACGACCUGACCGUGACGAACCCCAAACGCAUCCAGCAGGCUGUGGAGAAGAAAGCCUGCAACUGCCUGCUGCUCAAAGUUAACCAGAUCGGCUCAGUCACCGAGUCCAUUCAGGCAUGCAAACUGGCUCAGAAGAAUGGAUGGGGUGUGAUGGUCAGCCAUCGCUCUGGAGAGACUGAAGACACCUUCAUUGCUGAUCUGGUGGUCGGCCUCUGCACAGGACAGAUUAAGACCGGCGCCCCCUGUAGGUCAGAACGCUUGGCCAAAUACAACCAGCUGAUGAGAAUCGAGGAGCAGUUGGGCGACAAAGCCAAGUUUGCAGGGAAAGAUUUCCGUCAUCCCAAAGUGAACUGAAACGCGAGUCGCCAUCUGUCUCGAACACUCGCAGUAAACACUCGCAGUAAACACUCGCAGUAAACACUUUUUAUACUGAGGCUCUGUUUGAGUUGGAGUCCUGCAGUUACACACACACACACACACACACACACACACACACACACAACAUCAAAGACAUGAAAAUGAAUAAAGCCUUUUUCUGAACAAA
This is a messenger RNA of Ictalurus punctatus (channel catfish), 1642 nucleotides long. RefSeq names its product beta-enolase. Gene Ontology annotation, molecular function: phosphopyruvate hydratase activity; magnesium ion binding. The record is from RefSeq and is a predicted model, not a curated record. Gene Ontology annotation, biological process: glycolytic process. The transcript has 12 exons. Gene Ontology annotation, cellular component: phosphopyruvate hydratase complex. The coding region runs from base 148 to 1452 and encodes 434 amino acids. Lineage: Eukaryota; Metazoa; Chordata; Actinopteri; Siluriformes; Ictaluridae.